AUGGCAAUUACGCGGGGAUCAAAGCGGACAGCGCCAAGUCGUAAUCACCGAAAGCCCAAAACUGCUCGACAAGGCACGUUCAAGGAUUGGUUUCCGCACACCCGUGCGCUACACCUUCACGGCUGCCAUUUUUGCGGUGAGGCGUGCUUGAGCUCUCAAAAACUGCACGCCCACGAUUGCCAAGAUUUUCGCACCUUCCAGGAAGACAAUCCGCUACUCUACAAAUCCGCGAAGGUCUUUCUUCUUUGCGGACGAUGCGGCGACUAUUCGGCCUUCUCAAAGCAGGACCAAUUCCAAAAUUUCAUCGCUGCCCACGAACGUCGCUUUUGCCUAUUUUUGGUCGUCUACUUUGCCGUCGAGGAGCCCGCUUGCCAACAAAUCGUCAUGCAGUAUACGCCACGAUACUCCCACAUCGCUGAAGAUGCGUGCGCUGAGUGUUCCGACAGGCCCUUCCAAACAAUCGACGAGGCUGAAGCGCACUACAGGCGUAAAAGCCAUGAAAACCAGCUGCCGAGCUACUGCACCGGAUGCGACGAAGGUUUUGCCUUGAAGCCGCUGCUUUGGGAGCACCUAGUCGAGUGUGAAGACAUCGACGAAUUUGCGCAGGCCCUCGCGGACCUCGCUUCUAAUCACACGCUGCAGUCGAAUUCCCCGACCAACGACUUCUACAAGGAGGCCAAUGAGCGCUUCAGCGUGCCGCUUGAAUUCAAUUUUGAAAAGCUAAGUACCAGAUCCCCUAUCCCAAAUGCGCUCUGCACCGAUCCCUUGGCCCGCUUUUCU
Mesorhabditis spiculigera is the source of this 780-nucleotide messenger RNA. The record is from the annotation of a GenBank genome assembly. NCBI's taxonomy places the organism in Eukaryota, Metazoa, Nematoda, Chromadorea, Rhabditida, Rhabditidae.